Molecule: messenger RNA, 2490 nt
Organism: Pterocles gutturalis (yellow-throated sandgrouse)
Lineage: Eukaryota; Metazoa; Chordata; Aves; Pterocliformes; Pteroclidae
Product: radixin-like
Biological process (GO): positive regulation of early endosome to late endosome transport; positive regulation of protein localization to early endosome; regulation of organelle assembly
Cellular component (GO): plasma membrane; filopodium; apical part of cell
Molecular function (GO): actin binding; cell adhesion molecule binding
Source: RefSeq, a predicted model, not a curated record
CAGAGGGGGACACAACAUUUGUAGAAGACUUAAGUGGACAAGAGACUAAAGAAAACAACAAAAAUGCCGAAGCCAAUCAAUGUCAGAGUAACCACAAUGGAUGCAGAGCUGGAAUUCGCCAUCCAGCCCAAUACAACAGGCAAGCAGCUCUUUGAUCAGGUGGUGAAAACUGUUGGUCUUCGUGAAGUCUGGUUCUUUGGGCUACAGUAUGUGGACAGCAAAGGUUACUCGACUUGGCUGAAGCUAAAUAAAAAGGUAACGCAGCAAGAUGUAAGGAAAGAAAAUCCUUUGCAGUUUAAGUUCAGGGCCAAGUUCUUUCCAGAGGAUGUAUCUGAAGAAUUAAUUCAGGAAAUAACUCAGAGACUUUUCUUCCUGCAAGUCAAAGAAGCGAUCUUAAAUGAUGAAAUAUAUUGCCCACCAGAAACUGCAGUUCUUCUGGCUUCUUAUGCUGUCCAGUCCAAGUAUGGAGAUUACAGUAAAGAAAUACAUAAACUAGGCUACCUAGCUAAUGACAGACUUCUCCCUCAGCGUGUGUUAGAACAGCACAAACUGACAAAAGAACAGUGGGAAGAAAGAAUACAGAACUGGCAUGAAGAGCACAGGGGAAUGUUAAGGGAAGAUUCUAUGAUGGAAUACCUGAAGAUAGCACAAGACUUGGAAAUGUAUGGAGUCAACUAUUUUGAAAUAAAGAAUAAAAAAGGAACUGAAUUGUGGCUAGGAGUUGAUGCUUUGGGUCUGAAUAUUUAUGAGCAUGAUGAUAAGCUGACACCCAAGAUUGGUUUUCCUUGGAGUGAAAUAAGGAACAUCUCUUUUAAUGACAAAAAAUUUGUCAUAAAGCCAAUUGACAAAAAGGCCCCUGAUUUUGUUUUUUAUGCGCCCCGACUGAGAAUUAAUAAGCGAAUUUUGGCACUAUGUAUGGGAAAUCAUGAAUUGUACAUGAGGAGGAGGAAACCUGAUACAAUUGAAGUGCAACAGAUGAAGGCCCAAGCUAGAGAGGAGAAACAUCAGAAACAAUUGGAAAGGGCACAAUUAGAAAAUGAGAAGAAGAAAAGGGAGAUAGCAGAAAAGGAAAAGGAAAGAAUAGAGCGUGAAAAGGAAGAAUUAGUAGAACGCUUAAGACAAAUUGAGGAACAAACAAUGAAAGCUCAGAAAGAGCUAGAGGAACAGACUAGAAGAGCUCUAGAACUGGAUCAAGAACGAAAGCGUGCAAAAGAAGAAGCAGAGCGCCUGGAAAAAGACAAAGCUAAAGCUGCUCUAGCUAAGCAGGCAGCUGAUCAAAUGAAGAACCAGGAGCAGCUAGCGGCAGAACUUGCUGAAUUCACUGCCAAGAUUGCACUUCUAGAGGAGGCCAAGAAAAAGAAAGAAGAGGAAGCCUCAGAAUGGCAGCACAAAGCUUUUGCAGCCCAAGAGGACUUGGAAAAGACCAAAGAAGAACUGAAAUCUGUGAUGUCUGCUCCUCCACCUCCUCCUCCCCCACCAGUUAUUCCUCCAACAGAGAAUGAACACGAUGAACAUGAUGAGAACAAUGCUGAAGCCAGUGCAGAACUGUCGUCUGAUGGUGUCAUGAAUCACAGGAGUGAGGAAGAACGGGUAACAGAAACACAGAAAAAUGAACGUGUUAAGAAACAGCUCCAGGCUUUAAGUUCUGAGUUGGCUCAAGCCAGAGAUGAAACCAAGAAAACACAAAAUGAUGUCCUUCAUGCUGAGAAUGUUAAAGCAGGCCGUGAUAAGUACAAGACUCUUCGGCAAAUCCGACAAGGCAAUACGAAGCAGCGUAUUGAUGAGUUUGAAGCAAUGUUACAAAAGUACGAUCUCUUGCAGCCCGUAGGAUAGGAACAAGGUAAAGAUCAGCAGAAGACCUGGGGUCUGCCAAGGCCUGCCAUUGCGCUUCUGUAAAUCUGGACAGUUCACAGCGCUUUAAAUUAGGUGCUGCCUGGUCUGUGAAGAGUUUUCUGGAAGGACCAGGAAGUGCUGUUACAACAUUUCAUUAAUGUUUGGUUCUCUCAUGGUCUCCUUAAAUCUUUCCUUUGCUGUCUUUUCCCAGGAGAAAAUUAGCUUUUUGAAGUGUUUACGCUGUUGUUCUUCCCAGAAAAAACAGGAAAUAAUACUGUUAAUCUUUAACAUGUAAUGGGGAGUGUUAGAGUGAACAGUGAUGUGACCCUUCAAAGUGCUUGGGGAUCUUGUAGGCUUUGCCCAUAAAUGGUGUCGUCUGGGACUCCAUAUCCAGCCUGGGUAAAGUGAAAUAAGAAUAGAUACUUUCCAAGUUUUAUUGGUUUUCUACACGGCUUCUGAUAGCCUUGAUGAUACGUGAAUAGCGUCAGAUAAUUUUCUAAUGUAAAACUCCGGAUUUAAUAUGUCUGUACAUACAUUUCCAGUGUAAGCACCUGUUGCUGCUUGCCUUUUUGUACGCUGUUAGGAUGUGCAUACUGUGUAUACGUAACUGCAUUGAAUUGUGCACCCUGCACAAAAGCCUGAAUAAAUGGGUUUUAA